This is a messenger RNA of Caenorhabditis bovis, 732 nucleotides long. The record is from the annotation of a GenBank genome assembly. NCBI's taxonomy places the organism in Eukaryota, Metazoa, Nematoda, Chromadorea, Rhabditida, Rhabditidae.
AUGGAGGACGAUGGAUUCACACUGGUAACAAAAAGGAAAUCGAAUAAAUCGAAAUACACAAAAACGCCAAGCGGAAAACACAUUCGAGCUGAUGGGAAUCUUGAAGACAUUGAAAAUGCGAUGCAACAGGCCAAUCGGAAUAUUCGAGAUUCUGGUAUUUGCGAUUGGCUCUUGAAACGAAUUCAAAUGCCGCGAAAAGUGUUUGUUAUGGGAAAUGGACAUUUUGAUGGAAUCCAUGAACCCGGAGCUCAUCAAUUGGCGAUGAGCAUCGAAUUGGCGUCUCGUUCGAAUGCUGAAAUCAUUUUUCAAGAUCCAGUGUGCACAAUAUUCGAGAAUAAAUGGCUCGAAUCAAAAGCUAUUGAGAUUCGAACGGAUCUCGACGCGAAAAUUAGAUGUGAUGAGUCGACAUUAUUUGUGAUUAUUCACGGGCAACACGAAAUUCUUAAUGAAUUUUUCGAAUUCAAUUUUGAGCACAAUUUGCUGAACAAUGCUACAAUUAUUGGGAACAACUACAAAAGUUGUAAUUGGGAACUAACUCAAAAUAAGGCUGAUUUUCAAUUUAUUGAUCGAUUUUUUAAUUCAGCAAUGAUAACUCCAAUUGAUUGCGGCUUCUCUACAACAUCUUCGUCUACUUCGUUCAAAUUCGAAUUUGCUUCCGGCGUGAUUGUCUUCGUCUUGGGAGUAUCGGUUGUUGGCAAUGUCGAGAUUGGAGUGGAAGUGGUUGAAGGUUGA